Messenger RNA from Girardinichthys multiradiatus, 9095 nucleotides. It is a transcript of the gene trim71, whose product is annotated as tripartite motif containing 71, E3 ubiquitin protein ligase. The transcript has 7 exons. Bases 1072 to 3564 code for a protein of 830 amino acids. NCBI's taxonomy places the organism in Eukaryota, Metazoa, Chordata, Actinopteri, Cyprinodontiformes, Goodeidae. Gene Ontology annotation, biological process: protein polyubiquitination; proteasome-mediated ubiquitin-dependent protein catabolic process. Gene Ontology annotation, molecular function: zinc ion binding; ubiquitin protein ligase activity; protein binding. The record is from RefSeq and is a predicted model, not a curated record.
CCAUUUUUUCCCUCAGUCUGAUAGGAGCGGCUCGGGAGGCUGCUGCCCGUGCAACACGCGCCCAUGAGAGGGCAUAUGUUAUGUUGACGUGAGUUUGUGUUCACCUCGUUGCAAACAACUUGCAAACCGAGAAAACGAGGUAAUUAAGGGGUCUUUGGAGCAAGCCACUCCGUUUUCUUUUUGCUGUCUUUUUUGAGGAAGGUGAAACCCUGCGCAUUCCUCCACGCAGAGAGCCAGACAGGGACACUUGCCCACAAACUGGACGGAAGGGGAGCUGCGUUCAUACAGCGGUGGCUCCAGAGGCUAGAGGACGAGUCCUGCCUGAUGUUUUGGCUGCAUGGGGGAGUCGCUGUGGCCGUUCUUUGAUAUGACGGUGACCCGGUGCACGCUGUGAGCUCCCUGCUUUGAUGAAUAAUUCACGCGCGCGGUGUCCGAGGCUCGCGCUGAAAAUACCGAACGACCGUCGGCUGCGCGUGACACCUUCUGAACAGACCCUAAUGGUCGAGUACAGGCUGGUCUGGUUUAACCGGUUUUCCAUACAGUGAAACGCGGGAGCAGCAUCAUAAAUUCUGUUGUUGUAGUCUAGGUGCUGGUGAGUGGCCUUUCAGGUCAUGUUGCCUGGUCGGUGGGGGAGGAGAGCCUUAGCUUCCUGGACUUCAACACCCAUCCAUUUUUAGGGUUUACUUAACGACAGUGACACGUUUCAUGCAGCAACAUUGACCUUUGCAUCGUGUCAUCUUGUUGUCAUUGGAAACCUGGACUGUGAGAACUCUUGCUCAAUCAUCUUUCUUAAUAGAGAUGACCCUAAGAAGUUAUUUUUAUUUUGUUGUCUAAGUAACUAUGUUUAAUUAAUGUUCAGAGUUGAUUACCUUCUUGUUUGGCAACUAAUUGAACUAUUUACUAGAAAUUUGAAACUUAAGAGUUUAUCGGUGCAUCGGAACUGGCUAAAUACCUCAAGAAUCUACCUCAAAUGCCACAGUUUCUUCAGUAUAACUGGCUGAUAUGUCCUCAGAUGAAUACCUCAAACCUAUUUUUCAUGCACGUGUUGUGAGCUGAGCCGUGUUUCUGCAGAUGGCUUCAUUCCCAGAUUCUGACCUGCAGACGUGUCCGCUAUGUAAGGAGCUGUGCGGGUCCUCUGCUCCCAUCUCCUCCAGCUCCUCUACCUCAUCCUCCUCCUCUCACACCUCAAACUCCUCUAACCACGCCACCAAGAGGCUCCACGUCCUGCCCUGCCUGCAUGCCUUCUGCAGGCAGUGUCUGGAGGGGCAGCGCAGCCCCAGUGACCCACUGAAGCUGCGAUGCCCCACUUGCGACCAGAAGGUCUCCAUAUCUGAGGCUGGGGUGGAUUCCCUACCUUCCUCCAACUUCCUCUUCAGCAACCUAUUGGACGUUGUGGUGAGCUCAGAAGAUCAGAUCCAGAAUAAAAACGGCCACCAUCACCUCGGGGGAUUGAUUGGAGGCUCCUCUGGCUUCCACCCUUCACAUGGGAGCUUGCUGCACACACAGCACAUGGGAGAGCCUCAGUGCAGCUCCUGUGAUGAAGAGAACCCAGCCACGUCCCAUUGCCUUGACUGCCAGGAGUAUCUCUGUGACAACUGUGUACGAGCGCACCACCGGGUGCGGUUGACCAAAGACCACUUCAUCGAGCGCCUGGGUGAGAGCCUCCGCCUGAGCCGGGUUAACCCCAACAGCGGCAUGGGUCAGCCCAGGGUUUCCGUGUCCCUCGCCCAGUCCUUGCAGAACAACUUUGCCCUGCUUUCCUUGUUCCAGGACCGAAUGAGCUUCUGCCAGCACCAUGACAGCGAGGUGUUUCUGUUCUUCUGUGAGACCUGCUCGGUGCCCAUCUGCAGGGAGUGCAGUGUGGGCCGUCACAUAGGCCACACUUUUGUCUACCUGCAAGAUGCUGUGCAGGACUACAGGGCCAUCACCAUCCAGCUGCUGGCAGACGCUCAGCAGGGACGACAGGCUGUUCAGCUAAGUAUGGAAAAAGUCCAAGCCAUGGCAGAGCAGGUGGAGAUUAAGGCCAAGGUGGUGCAGACUGAAGUAAAGGCUCUCGUCCUGAGACACAAGAAGGCACUGGAGGAAAGAGAGUGUGAGCUUCUGUGGAAGGUGGAGAAGAUCCGUCAAGUGAAGGCCAAGUCUCUGUACCUGCAGGUGGAGAAACUCCACCAGAGUCUAACCAAACUGGAUAGUACCAUUGCUGCUGUAAGCCAGAUACUCGAUGAGGGCCACCACCUGGAUGUGCUACUGGCCAGGGAGAGAAUGCUGACCCAGAUCCAUGAACUGAAGAGUCUCAGGAGCCUGCUGCAGCCACAAGAGGACGACCGCUUCAUGUUCACUCCUCCAGACCAGGCUCUGCACAUAGCCAUCCAGUCUAUGGGCCUGAUCAGCAGCGGCGCCUUCGCCCCUGUCACCAAAGCCCACGGUGAAGGUCUGAAAAAUGUACUGCGUGGGAAGCCUGCGUCCUUUACCGUUAUUGGAUACGAUCACGAUGGAGAGCCACGUUUGUCUGGCGGGGAUCCCAUCUCAGCAAUGGUGAUGUCUGUUGCAGAUGGCUCUCUGUCUGCAGUGGAGGUGACGGACCACCAGAACGGCUCAUACACCGUCAGUUACCUUCCGAAAACUGAGGGGGAGCACCUGGUGUCUGUGUUGGUGUGUAACCAACACAUCCAGGGCAGCCCCUUCAAGGUGACAGUCAAGUCAGGACGGAGCUAUGGGUCCCUCGGAUCCCAGGUGUCCUCCUUCGGAUGUGAGGGGGAGGGGGACGGCCAGCUGUGUCGUCCCUGGGGCAUCAGCGUGGACAAGGAGGGAUAUGUUGUGGUGGCUGAUCGCAGCAACAACCGCAUACAGAUCUUCAAGUCUUGCGGUGCCUUCCACCAUAAAUUUGGCUCUUUGGGUUCUCGGCCUGGUCAGUUUGAUCGUCCAGCUGGGGUUGCCUGUGACAGUCAGAGACGAAUCAUUGUGGCUGAUAAGGACAAUCACCGUGUGCAGGUGUUUACAUUCGAGGGCCAGUUCCUGCUGAAGUUUGGGGAAAAAGGCACCAAGAACGGGCAGUUCAACUAUCCCUGGGAUGUGGCCGUCAACUCCGAGGGUAAAAUCUUGGUCUCGGACACCAGAAACCAUCGUGUGCAACUUUUUGCCCCUGACGGCUCCUUCCUCAACAAAUACGGCUUUGAAGGGGCUCUGUGGAAACACUUUGAUUCUCCCAGAGGAGUAGCCUUUAACCACGAAGACCACCUUGUAGUGACCGACUUCAACAACCACAGGCUCCUGGUCAUCCGGCCAGACUGCCAGUCGGCACGCUUUUUGGGCUCAGAGGGCACAGGGAAUGGGCAAUUUCUGCGUCCCCAGGGUGUUGCCGUGGACCAAGAGAACCGCAUCAUCGUGGCAGACUCCCGCAACCACAGAAUCCAAGUGUUCGAGGCCAACGGAAACUUUUUAUGCAAAUUUGGCAGUCAGGGGAGCGGCUAUGGACAGAUGGACCGUCCCUCUGGGGUAGCUGUGAUGCCCGACGGUGUCAUUGUGGUUGUUGACUUUGGAAAUAAUCGCAUUCUCAAGUUCUAAAAGAAAAAAAUCUAUAAUUUUUUUGUAUUCUCUCCCUCUGUUUGCUCUUUUUGCAGUAAUUUUCCACAAUGAAGGAAAUGGAGAGGAGAGAAUCAAUCAAUAGAAAGUCGGGGAGUUUGGAGAGGACUGAGAACUUGCUAAAAAGACAUUUUUCCCAUUCUCUAUUUACCAAAACAUAUAUCUAGUUUACACAAUGAGAACCUUUCCAAAUGGACCCGUAGCUGCUCUCAGUCCUCCUGGAUGCCCUUUUUUAAGAUCCAUCUCAGGGAAUUCUUUCACUUGUUGAAAUCUCGUACCUUCUGCUCCAUACCUACCUCAUUUAGCUCUUUAUGAAUGUACUCAUACUCACUGAGCAGAGGUUUUAGUCCGUGAAGUUUUACAAAGAAGAAACGUCUACCUCUAUACAUUAUUUAAGAGACAUAAAAGUAGAUUCUUGGGUUGAUAUUUGCACAGGAUUCAUGGAAUACUUUCUGUGCAUUUUCAUUUUGAGUAAACAUGAACCUCCUGAAUGUUGUUGCUGAGAGGAGACUCAGACCGCUGAAGAGCUGCAUGAUUGAUUCUCAUUAGAAAGCUCUGCUCAGAAUAAAAAGGCAGGGGUUAGGUAGUAUCCUUUCCUGUUUUUUAGACUUGUUAGAUUUUUUUUCCCUUCUUAGACAAGUAGAUUGACCCUGUUCUCUAUUUAGCUCUGUGGCGUUUGUAAUGUCACAAUUGCCGAGCAAGACUGUGAGAAGUAAAGCCAAACUCAAUGGAAUCAGAAUUAGCUCAGGUCAUCAUAAAACUGGUUUGAAUGAUCAGUUCUUUUCAUGCUAUGCUAGCUUUGCUGACUAACACUGAUCUAAUGAAUUUAUUAAUGAGUAGAAAUAGAAGUUGUAGAAAAUCAGCUCUAAAAUGAUCUCUGAAAAGAAAUAUCUGUUGACCAUUAUCUCUAAUCGUAUAUCACAGAACAGAGAUGAUGUUUCUGCUGAAGAAAGAGAAAUGAAUAUGCGAAGAAAGAGAGAUGAAUAUGCGAAGAAAGAGAAAGGAAUAUGCAAAGAAAGCGUUGUCUUCUCCAAACGAGAAGAUCCACAGAAAGAUUUGAGUUGAAUCCGUAGAGAUCUCGACAUGUUCUUCGUGUUAUCGUACAAAUGUAAUUAUAGAAGUGAAUGCUACUUUUUAAAUGAGGCAUGCUGUUUGACAAAAGCCUGUAGAAGUAGACGCCUAUAUUUGGCCGUCCAGAGGACAUUAAUGACAUCAGAUUACAGGCCUAUUAUAAUAUAACAAUCUCUUGGAUUUAGAUUGUGGUUUAAAGCCACACACUUUGGCUCCUAGGGCUAAAGAUUUAGUGCAGUCCAGUGAGAGGGCACCAUCACAAAGCCCUACCCUAUUUAUUUAUCCUUAGAUUUAAGUCAAAUAAAAGGAACACCUUCCGAUUGAGGGCAAGUAGACAGAUUCCUCUAAAGAUGGAGGUCUACAGACCAACUACUAGAGUCAACCAAAGUUAGAAUUUCUGCACAAAGGCCAUCUAUAAAUUUGGCAUUUAAAGGAUCUUAAUAUUCCCCUUAACACUUUUCUUUAAUUAAAUUAGCCUAACGUUCUUACAACUCAUGGAGUUCAGUUUGUCGCACUGUCUACAUUAGGCUUUGAGGAAAUGGAGUGCUUGGGUCCCAGGUCAUUGAGUACUUCCUCUCCCAGCCAAGACGAAGGCCCCGGCUGUGGGAGCAAAAGGAGUAAGUUUGACCUGCAGAGGUGCUCAUUUGGAAAGCGGAGAAUACCCGCACCAAAGAGAAACCCUUGGAUUUAUUGCCUAAGCUCGUUCAGCAACGCCAUAGUUUUAUCAAAUUAGACUCAGAGUAGCUUCUCAGAUUAGCCUUCUAUCUACCCGCUUACCUUCAUCCCUACUGAUAGAUGUGACUUCUUUGAGGUGCAGCCAAUCCCCUCGCCCAUCGAUAUUUGUUCCUCUGGCAGCACUCAACAAUUUAAGGCUCUGCAAGCUAGUUUCUCUGCCUGACAUGAAAAAAAAAAUCUACAAAAAAAAAAAAAAUCUUUAGACUGAUUCUCACUUCUGAGAGGAAGAUUGUCUGCACAACUUGGAGAUUUGGGUCCACGUAUCUCCGAUAACUUUUACCUCACUGUUUUUUACUUCUUUUCUCAAAUACCUCAACUUCUGAAUACCUCAAGUUUUGUCCCUCAUGGUUACGGUGCAUAUAAACAUUAUAAUACCUCAAUUUAGUAUUCCUACUGAAUACCUCAGCUUUACUCUUUUUGAAGGAUUUUUUUUCUUCACACAUAUCUCCUCGUUUGACGGUUCAGCACAAGGACCAAAGAUCAUUGUACUGUUUUGAGUUGAAACAGAACUUGUAUAAACAGCUUUUGUGUCUGCUUAACCUGCUGUAACCUGCAUGAUUAAAUUAUUGCCUUUUUUAUCAGCAACAAAACAAAUCGUUCCGACACGAGCAUUGUGCCAAAAUGAUCUGUGAGAGUUCUGUGCCAAAACGGGAUUGGCAUUUGGACCACGAUGUUGUAGACAGAAGUGUCACUGGACCAUUAUACUGAAAGGUUAAAUCGGAGCAAAUGAGGAUAAAUCCUCCUCCUCUGGUUCGGAUGCACUUAAUAGGGCUGGGCCCCAUUGAUCUUUACCUCACACCGAUUUUGAACAUACAGGUCUCCAUGUGGGAUAUGCCGCUGUGUGCCAGGGAUGAGAAAAAAAUUGGUCUCUCUUAAAGAACUAACAGCUCAAAGUGUCAGCCAUUAAAUGUACAUGAAUUACCUCAAAUUUCAGCACAAUUGACCAAUUUAUCAGUGUGGAUUUUUAGGAUGCUUGAUGUUGGUUGAAAUAAGUUCAUAAUCUACCAUUUAGCCUGUAGAAUUAUGCCUGUGUGUGACAGUCGGCUGGCUCAUUAUUUAAAGGGAUAUUUCCUGUUUUAUCCCAAGGAUUCCUUAUAGGCCAACUCCUAAAACCUAAUUGAGGUUUGAGUGAAUAUUAUAUUGUGGAUUAUUAGAUUGCAUCACUUUUGCGUCUGAUAUUGGACACUACGAGCCAUGGGUCGGUAUUAUAUUCACACAGUAUCUUCUUGAGUAAAAACACCACAGUGUUAAAAUAUUUACCCAAAAAGUAAAAAUAAAUAACCUAUUUGUUUUUCAGCAGCAAAACAUUGAUUUAUACAGUUAAAUAUCAUUAACAUAUACUGUUAUUUUGAAUUUGUCACAGUGACUUAGUAACAAGUAUAAAAAACAUCAGUUAAUUGUUUACAGGCUGUCUACUCUGUUAGCUAGCCUGCAGUUGGCUGCUUGACAGAACUGCUGAUCAUAGCCUAUCAACAGUAGUUCUAAAACCUUAAGAAGCUUGAGGAGGUAUUUUUUUACACCUUGAAUGCCUGUUUUCUGUCAGCCAUAUUUGUUUCUCUUGUAAGAACUUAUUUCGGCCAGCCGACCCGCAGUGUGCAGCAUGAGGUGGUGAAAACUCCGGUCACUCCGGCACUUUACCCAGGCAUGUCAUUAAAAGGACUUAAAACUGUAGGAAUGGUAUGAUUGAAACUAGUAGCUAUAAUGCAACUCGGUGUGUAUCACCUCAGCAUACCUUGAUACUCUCAGCUAGCCCAUGCCUCGUCACUACAUUUUCUUAAGGGAAGUGCUUCCGUGUUUCAGCACAGCCAUGUUGAGACAAGUUCGUUACAUCCUGCGGCGCUGACACUACAGCGAAACAUCCCUUUAAAUCAGGCAGUAGACAGGAAGAUGAGCCAGCAAGAGUCUGCAAAAUCCUGCUGCUUUGAACACAAUGCCUACUGUCAACCAAGAAGAUGAGUUUUGCUUUUCAGUAUUAUUCUGAGAUGUUCACUCAAUGUUGCAUCAGGUUUUUUCUUUCCUUGUGUUUCGAAUUGCAGAAUUCUAUCUUUAAGAUCCUUAGGUCUUCACUCUUAAAGAGGAAAAAUGUAUUUUAAAUGUUUAUUUGUAUUUUGUUUUGUUGCAUGCUUUAAAAGUUCUUGUAUUAUUCUAAAGUCUCCCAGAUAGGUGUUGAAAGGCUCAGAUAGGGUGGGUAGCUGAUUGUUGGGAUGUGUUUUUUUUGUUUUGUUUUUCCAAAAAAAUGUAUACCCAAAGAUGUGUAUAUGUGUGUUAGUCUGUUGGUUGGGAUUACCUUUUGACCUUUGCGAUUGUAUUUCCUGUUGGUUUGAGGCUCUGCGGUGUGCGACCUUUUCAGCCAGCGAUGCUUCAGUCCCUGAGAGGCUUGAGAGUUUUGAUCCGUCACCAUCAGUGCUUACAUUUUCUUCAUUUGUGGUCAUAUGAUCACACUCCCUACAAUUAAGAGGGAGUAAAAAGUUUCAAAAUUUUGUAUGGUUACAAAUACAAUAUCUUUCCUUUUUAUGUGCAGCUAUGUCUCUAAGCACAAACCAAAUAUCAUUACUCUUCUCAAAUACAAAUGUGAUCAGUUGAUUGCAACCCCUGCUGGAGCUGGAGUGCAAUGAACUGCACUCAAUUGAAUGCAAGCGUUGCAGAUUUUGUGAUUUCUCUGGCCUCUUAACCCUUCUCCUGGGAAAGAAGAAUCGUGUAGCUACACCAGACAAGACGGGCAAGGUCAUAGUCCUCCCUUUUGUUUUAAAUCAUUGUAUAAUCUAAAGAAAGAUUGGGGGAAGUGGUUUAGGAAAAUUUAGACAGGAAGAAAAUAAAGAAACUCAGGUUGUUCCCAGCAGCCUUGUGCUGCUGGUGUCAUAAAAAAAAAAAAAAGUAUCUCAUAGUAAUGUUGUAGUGACUUCCCUUGUAUGAACUCUGCUAGUCAGAUUUUUUUUUUUGUGUGCCCAUCUAAAUGAAAGACAUUAUUUCUUAAUCUGCUAAAAAUUAUUAUUCUGAUUAGUUUCCUCUGAUGGUUUUUUUUCUUGUUACCUUUUUUUUCUCUAACAAAGUACAGAUGCUUCACACCACUCAACUCGUUGGCCCUUUUAGAAUGUAUUUUGUGAAGAAAAGGGAUAAAUGGGUUCUUGUUGAUGCUCACUCUCUGCUGCCAGUCCCUGAGAGAGUUACAGGACGUAGACGUUGGUGGAGGUCCGUCAGGUGUUGUGAAACAUAUAGUCAUAUUUGUUUCUAAACGAGCUACAACAUCAGCCAACAUGGGCUGUCCAGACAGUUUGUCUCCUUGUUAUGCCCUGCUCUCCCAGCGCCUGGUUGGGUGUGGAGUGAACCCAGCGUUUGUGCGCUGCAUCUGCGAUAUCUAAGCAGAAAUCCACUGAAUGUAUCCUCUCUCAGUCCAGGAGGCAGGGCGAGCCUGCGUGGCCAGCUGAAUUUAGACGACCGCUGCUUAUUCUUGCUGAUCCAAAACACUCCGUAUGUGUGUUUAUCAGUUUAACCUGGCUGUUUGUGCUCUUCCACCCUCUUACCACACAUUAACAAACAGAGGUGGAUGGAAGUGCAAAAGUCAGGUCUUAGUCUAGGUAAUGCACAGGAGGCUGUAUUAUAAUGGCUGCCUACUGCUCUCUCUGUACUCUGUGGACUUUAAAGAUUUCCUAUGCAGUUCUUUUGGUUUUCCUUUUUGUUUACGCCUCAAUAAAGUUGUAUUUCUUUGA